Molecule: messenger RNA, 3591 nt
Organism: Nezara viridula (southern green stink bug)
Lineage: Eukaryota; Metazoa; Arthropoda; Insecta; Hemiptera; Pentatomidae
Source: the annotation of a GenBank genome assembly
AUGCUUAUCAAAGAAUACAGGAUCCCUCUACCUCUCACCGUAGAGGAGUACCGCAUUGCACAACUGUAUAUGAUAGCUAAAAAAAGCCGUGAAGAAAGCAAAGGAGCUGGAAGCGGUGUUGAAAUCCUCGUUAACGAACCUUACGAAGAUGGGCCUGGAGGUAAUGGCCAGUAUACGCGCAAAAUUUAUCAUGUUGGAAGCCAUUUGCCAGGUUGGCUAAAAAGUCUAUUACCCAAAUCAGCAUUGUCUGUUGAAGAAGAAGCGUGGAACGCAUAUCCUUACACAAAAACACGUUAUACGUGCCCUUUUGUGGAAAAAUUUUUGUUGGAAAUUGAAACUUACUAUUUCGAUGAUAACGGACAUCAAGAAAAUGUAUUCAAACUGUCAGGUGGUGAUCUUCGAAGUAGGAUAGUCGAUUUGAUCGAUGUUGUAAAAGAUCAACCCCAUGGUACCGAUUAUGUCAAAGAAGAAGAUCCUGCGUUAUAUGUUUCACAAAAAACAAAUCGUGGCCCUCUAUCCGAAACGUGGCUUGAAGAUUAUUGGGCAGAAUGUAAAGGAAAAUCAAUGCCUCUCCCAAAUGGGAAGUCGAUUAUGUGUGCCUAUAAAUUAUGCAAAGUUGAAUUCCGUUAUUGGGGCAUGCAGACUAAGUUAGAAAAAUUUAUUCAUGAUGUCGCUUUGCGCAAAACAAUGGUACGAGCUCAUAGGCAAGCGUGGGCGUGGCAAGAUGAAUGGUAUGGACUCACGAUGGAAGACAUAAGGCAGAUAGAAAGGCAAACACAAGAAGCCUUGAAAAUGACUAUGUCAGGUGGUACCGGGAGCAGUGGGAAUGUGUGCACUUUGUCGGCUCCCGAUGACGGCAGUAGUACACUCGCAGCUAACCUAGGUAGUAUAGAGAAACCUGAAAAUUCUAGCCCUUUACCAAAACACCGCACUAUAGAACCAGAGUCAUCAGACGGAAGUCCCGAACCUUCUCCGUCGCUGUCCCAUAGAUCUUGUGGGAAAAAGCAUUAUAGAUCAAAAGAAAAUCUUCCUUCUCCAACUGAUAGAACUUCUAUUAACUCAUCUAUUAGUUGGCGAAUGGAAAGUAUUGUGAGGGAUAGUGAAUCUCCGUCAGAUGAUGAGGAAUUUUUUGAUUGUCAAGAUGAGGAAGAAAACUCGGCUUCAUUGGCCAAGUGGAGCUCUCUUGAUCUGCUUGCGGAAGAAGACUUGGAUUCUUCGCCAAAUGUUAUCAUAGAAAGUCACGAUGAUAGCAUCUUCUCACAAAGGUACCUGAAAUCGUCACUUGUCGAAAGAGGAAAGAGCGUUGAUCAAGCUAACCCAGGCUCGCCAACGCUUUCGGUCUCAAGUCCUCAUAAAAGCUGUCCGAUUUCUGUCCUCAUCCUUGUUCUACAUGCCGGCAGUCUAUUAGAUGCUAAUGUGGAACUUAUGGCUAAGAAAUCUGAUAUAACAACAUUCAGGGGUGCCCUUGAAGCUGUUAUGAGGUCUCACUACGCUAGCCUGAUUGGACAUGUUACGGUGAGACUGGUCGCCUGUCCUUCAAUUACGUCUGAUGCUCUCUCUAUACUUUCCGGGGUCAGCCCUUACAGCUUUGAUGUAUCGCCUUCUGCAGGCGACGCUCCCGUUAUCACACAUGAUUCAGUGCCGUUAGGAGCAGUUCCUCUUCUGUCAACGUGUACUUCGGAAUACACUGAUCUUGUUAACAAGACCAUUCAAAAUGCCAAUGCAACCUAUCAUGAGUUUAGAAAAUCAGAUGGAAUCGGUUUUUGUGGCCAAGUUGUACUUAUAGGUGAUUCAAUGGGUUCAAUUCUAGCCUAUGAUGCUCUUUGUAGGUCUUCUGUAAAACAAGGAGACAACGAAGGUCAAGAUGCCGAUAAUAGCGCAGAAGUUAGUAAUGAUGGAAAAUUAAUGGCACCAGUAUUCAGAAGGCGUUCCUCUUCAACUAGUGAGCAAAGCGGACUUAUCAAAUUAGAGUUUGAAGUUAAUGAUUUUUUCAUGUUUGGAAGUCCAUUGUCUCUUGUACUGGCCUAUAGAAAAUUAGCUUCAGAUGAAAAAUCAAAUCCGAUAUGCCGUCCAGCUGCUUCUCAAGUUUACAAUCUAUUUCAUCCUACAGAUCCAGUAGCGGGAAGACUUGAACCAUUAUUAUCUGCUAGAUUUUCACUUUUACCUCCUGUUAAUAUACCGCGUUUCCAAAACUAUCCUCUUGGAUCAGGUCAGCCGUACCACCUCCUCGAAGUGGUUCAAAGUAACCCUCAGAUUUUCUCAGAAGGAUUGACAGUGGGCCCGCCUCCUGUAUCUCAUCUGAGAAGGCUGUCAGAAGUUAGCAUACAAAGCACUGUCUCCGGGGUAGUGGAUACUCUGCCGUAUCACACUAUUAAUUCUCUGAGGCAGAAAUGGUGGGGAACGAAGCGUUUGGACUACGCUCUGUACUGUCCCGAAGGCCUUGCGAAUUUCCCGACGAAUGCAUUGCCUCACCUAUUCCAUGCCAGCUUUUGGGAGUCAUCUGAUGUCAUAGCCUUCAUCCUUAGACAGGUUGGUAGGUUUGAAUUUGGAGGAUCUGGUACUGGUGAAGAAAAAGACACAACUGGUUUUCAUCCAACCCAGCCCCGCGAAAAGUGGAUACGCAAAAGAACUUCUGUUAAACUUAAAAAUGUUACGGCAAAUCAUCGUGCAAAUGAUGUAAUUGUUAAAGAAGGCGCAAAACAAGUCGUUAUGGCCAGAUUUAUGUAUGGGCCCCUGGACAUGAUCACUUUGGCAGGAGAAAAAGUUGAUAUCCACAUAAUGACAGAACCUUCAAGUGGAGAAUGGGUCCAUUUUUCUACAGAAGUCACAGAUAAAACUGGAAGAAUAUCGUAUGCUAUUCCUGAUUCUAAACAACUCAGCUAUGGCCUGUAUCCAGUCAAAAUGGUUGUAAGAGGAGACCAUACCUGGGUGGACUUUUCCAUAGCUGUUGUUCCGCCUAGAACCGAGUGUGUUGUUUUUAGUAUAGACGGAUCGUUCACAGCAAGCGUUUCCGUAACCGGAAAAGAUCCUAAAGUCAGAGCUGGUGCCGUUGAUGUUGUAAGGCAUUGGCAAGAACUUGGUUAUUUAAUUAUAUACAUAACUGGAAGGCCCGAUAUGCAGCAGUGUAGGGUUUUGUCUUGGCUGGCCCAGCAUAACUUCCCUCAUGGACUUGUGUCUUUCGCAGAUGGCCUUUCAACGGAUCCUCUCGGUCACAAAGCUGCCUACCUCAAAGGAUUAAUUCAAGACCAUAACGUGAUCAUUCAUGCCGCAUAUGGAAGUAAUAAGGACAUAUCAGUGUACAGUUCGAUCGGGCUUAAACCUUUUGAAAUUUUCAUUGUUGGAAAAGUAUCCAAAAAACAUCAAUCAAACGCAACUGUUUUGAGCGACGGAUACGCAGCACAUUUGAGCACUUUACUCGCACAUGGUGGAUCCAGACCAGCGCAAGGCAAUGCGAGGAUGGUCCUUGUUCCACGAGCUGCUUUCAGUCAUUCCGCAUCGAUUCGACGGCGCAGGUCAGCUAGAAGAACUACCUCGUUCCCCGUACAAGUUUCAUCUUGCAAGUUUGGGGAGCGUAAAUCUGAAAAGCUGUGA